AUGUCAGUGUUAGAUAUACUACGCAGGCCAAAUUUUUUGGUUUUAGUAAUAUGGAGGGUAAUUAACGCACUAUCUGUAAAUACUUUCUUCCAAGCUGAUGAGUUCUGGCAAUCUCUCGAACCAGCUCAUGUAAAGGCUUUCGGCUAUGGUGAAUUGACUUGGGAAUGGAAAUUGGGUAUCAGAGGAUACGUGUUUCCGUUUCUAUUUGAAUUGUGCUACAGGUUAAUUAAAUGCAUAACCUGGACAUUGGGAUAUUUGAAUGUCGAUUUUAAUAAUCAAAAUAAAUUUGAAUAUAGCUGCACUAUACUCUUCCCAAAACUUUUAAUGGCAAUAUUAGGUGCUAUUGGAGAGUACCAUAUGGUCAUUCUUGUUCGGAAACUAUAUGUGUUGUCAAUGGAUGAUCAUAAGGCUGAAGAUAAGGAAACUGAAGAGAAAGGUUCUUCCGAUUAUCACUGUACUUUGCAACAAGCAACCCUAAUAGCAAAUGUAAUGUCAAUGACAAAUUUUUUCAACUGGUUCGUUAUGACCAGAACAUUUAUUAAUUCCUUUGAAACCAUAUUAACAAGUAUCGCCUUGUGCCAUUGGGAUUGGACUGGUGGGGCAUUUAUUCAUACUUCAGAAUUUUCUUUAGCAUUAUUUUGGGGUAUAAUGGCAAGUUUUGUUCGUGUCUCGAACUCUAUAAUAUGGUUGAUAUUGGGAGGCUUUUUGAUGCUUUCAAUAAUAAAGAAACGAGAAUAUUCAAGACUUUUCUUUUUAUUCAAGAAAGUUGCGGUAAUAUUCUCCAUUGUAUUAGUAUUGAACAUAUUAAUAGAUUACUACUUCUACGGUGAAUUUGUUUUCCCAAUUUUUAGAUUCUUGAAAUUUAAUUUCACAAGUCCAUUAUCCAAAUUUUAUGGUACGGCACCAUGGAACUUUUAUUUAUUUCAAGGUGUUCCAAUUAUGAUGGGUGCCAACUUAAUACCAUUCAUCUAUGGUAUGCGUCAUUCAUUGUCUUCUAGAACAACUAGCAACAUCAUGUAUGCUCCGUUUGUUCAAAUGAAAUUUGUUGUGCUGUUAAAUGUUAUUGUUUACUCAACUUUGGCUCAUAAAGAAUUUAGAUUUAUUUAUCCUUUACAACCAUUUAUGUUGGUAAUAGCAACAUUUGGUUACCAACGAAUUAGAAUUAUCCUUGUAAGAUGGGUAAAACUGGUUAAAUGUAUAAGUACGAUAGCUGUAAUAUUUACAAUAAUAGCAGCAUUUAUUAUUAGCAAUUAUCAUGAAUCGGGUGUAAUAUCUGUUGUCAAAUACCUUCAUGAAAUCCCUAAAGUCGAUAGUGUUGGUUUUGUUAUGCCAUGUCAUUCAACUCCGUGGCAAUCAUAUUUACAUAGAGAUGAUAUUAAAGACUUAUGGGCAAUAACCUGCAGUCCACCGAUAUAUUUAUUGGACGAUCCAAGAGCUGAUGAAAAAUUAAAAAGUUAUAUGGACGAAAGUGAUUAUUUAUACGAUGAUAUUCCUAAAUUUAUAAAAGAACAUAUGGUUAAUCAAGAAGUUGCUAACAAAGUAAAGCGAAUGGAUGAUUCUCAUGAAUGGCCUGAAUAUGUUGUCAUAUUCCAACAUAUGGAUGAAAUAUUCAUGCAUGAAUAUUUGAAGGAUUCUUCAUACCAAGAGAUCAAACGAUUCUUUAAUUCAUUGGGUCACUGGGAUAGUAGAAGAAGCGGUGAUGUCAUUGUGUACCAUAGGGAGACUCGAUAA
Molecule: messenger RNA, 1731 nt
Organism: Maudiozyma saulgeensis
Lineage: Eukaryota; Fungi; Ascomycota; Saccharomycetes; Saccharomycetales; Saccharomycetaceae
Source: the annotation of a GenBank genome assembly